AGAGAGAAGCCGACAAAACGCAGUCACCUAACCCAUAUGACAGCAAAGUCUCGGGCUGAAGUGUCAUCGACGGCAAGAACAAGCUCUUUCUUCUUACCCGACAUCACUGAACUUAAAAAGUCUCCAUCUUUUUGCUCUUCUUCAGCUCCAAGAAUACUGCCCCUCUCUGGUUUUGUCUCAGAUUCGGAUUUUCUCCAUCGAUGGUCAGUUCUAAGGAAGAACGAGGAUUUUGAAUUGACCGUCGUCGUCAUCAUCAUCAUCGUCUUCAAAUGAAAGCAACUGGCCUUUUGUUAAUUUUCCAGACACCUUCUUUGACUCUUCAACCCAUUUCCGGGCUUUGUCUGAAACUCUCAACCCCACGAAUUCGAAGAUCAAUUGAACAAAGUCUGAACCUUUACGUGAGUGGCGAAAACCAAUGAUUUCCCGAGUCUGUUUCCUUCUCUUCCUCGGUUUUCUCCUAUCAGAGAUUACAGCUCACGACCUCAAGCGUGCGAGGAUCAUUAUCGAUGGGACGAGACGAGUUUCUGAGACUGACGAGAACUUCGUCUGUGCAACCAUUGACUGGUGGCCUCAUGACAAGUGCAACUACGAUCAGUGCCCUUGGGGCUACUCCUCGGUGAUCAAUAUGGACUUGUCUCAUCCUCUUCUUGCCAAAGCUAUACAAGCUUUCGGUCCGUUGAGAAUAAGGAUAGGUGGUUCACUGCAAGAUCAAGUGAUCUACGACGUAGGAAACCUGAAGAGUCCUUGCCAUCCAUUUAAGAAGAUGGACAACGGGUUGUUCGGGUUUUCCAAGGGUUGUUUACACAUGAAACGAUGGGAUGAGCUCAACACUUUCCUGACUGAAACCGGGGCAAUGGUGACAUUUGGGUUGAACGCGUUACAUGGGAGACAUAAGCUCGGCGGAAAUGCAUGGGGAGGGGCAUGGGAUCAGACCAAUGCUCUAGAUUUCAUGAACUACACUGUCUCAAAGGGUUACCGUAUAGAUUCAUGGGAGUUCGGCAACGAGCUGAGUGGAAGCGGCGUCGGUGCAAGCGUAAGUGCGGAGCAUUAUGGGAAAGAUGUGAUUGUACUGCGAGAUAUCAUCAACCAACUGUACAAAAAUUCCCGAUCAAAGCCUUCGCUUAUUGCUCCUGGAGGGUUCUAUGAACGAGAAUGGUACACAAAGCUUCUUCAGAUCUCGGGGUCUGGAGUUCUCGAUGUCGUGACUCAUCAUAUGUACAAUCUCGGUCCAGGAAAUGAUCCGAAACUCAUUGAUAAGAUAUUGGAUCCGAAUUACUUGCAAGGGGCAUCGAAAACGUUUGAAAACGUUAAUGAAACCAUUCAAGAAUACGGUCCUUGGGCGUCUCCAUGGGUCGGAGAGUCGGGAGGGGCUUACAACAGUGGAGGCAGAGGUGUUUCCGACACAUUCGUCAAUGGCUUCUGGUAUCUGGAUCAGCUCGGUAUGGCGUCUGAGCGAAACACAAAGGUUUACUGCAGGCAAACGUUAGUUGGAGGGUUCUACGGUCUGCUCGAAAAGGACACAUUUGUUCCAAACCCUGAUUAUUACAGUGCACUUCUCUGGCAUCGGCUUAUGGGGAAAGGCGUUCUAGCCGUUCAGACGGAUGCGUCGCCCCAUCUACGUGCAUAUGCUCAUUGUUCCAAAGGAAGAACAGGCGUAACGAUACUUCUGAUAAAUUUCAGCAAGCAGUCGGCUUUCGUGGUCAGUUUUCACAACGGCAUGAACAUUGUCAUGAAUGCAGAACCGAGGAAGAAGAAAUCCUUCUUAGAUACUCUCAAGAACCGGGUUUCUUGGGUCGGAAGCAAGGCCUCGGAUGGAUACUUGUUCAGAGAAGAGUACCAUCUUACACCUAAAAACGGUAACUUGCGAAGCAAGACAAUGCUUCUGAACGGUAAACCAUUGAACCCUACAGCCACCGGAGACAUACCGAGGCUUGAACCAGUCCGGCGAGGCGUGAAGUCACCUGUAUAUAUCAUGCCUUUGUCCAUGUCCUUCAUCGUCUUCCCCAACUUUGAUGCUCCGGCUUGUUCUUAAUGAAAUCAUGAAAAAAAGAAGAAAUUGUAAGUUUUUUGUUUUGGGAAUUGUAUCUAAAUCUGGUUUGUAUUUGCAUUUUCAUAAUUGGAUGUUGACAAGAAGCCCAUCCAAGCAAUUCUUCUGUUCUAAUAAAACCAUUCUUCAUAGGUUU
Molecule: messenger RNA, 2183 nt
Organism: Tarenaya hassleriana
Lineage: Eukaryota; Viridiplantae; Streptophyta; Magnoliopsida; Brassicales; Cleomaceae
Product: heparanase-like protein 1
Exons: 11
Coding region: 416-2032 (538 amino acids)
Cellular component (GO): membrane; plant-type cell wall
Molecular function (GO): beta-glucuronidase activity
Source: RefSeq, a predicted model, not a curated record